Messenger RNA from Clonostachys byssicola, 219 nucleotides. The record is from the annotation of a GenBank genome assembly. NCBI's taxonomy places the organism in Eukaryota, Fungi, Ascomycota, Sordariomycetes, Hypocreales, Bionectriaceae.
AUGAAGAUCACUUCUUUCGUUCUCAUCGCCGCCUUAUUCUCCUCGUUUGCCGCGGCCACGCCUGCGAAGACUGCGUGUACUACCUCCCGUGCCCCCGAAUAUACGUGGACUUGCGCGCCUGAAGGACGGGUUUGCAAGAAAUUUACGGAAUGUUGUUCGCGAUACUGCAAAUACGGCCUGCCCGGUACUUCCAUGGGUAGAUGCAUGCCAUUGAAUUGA